This is a messenger RNA of Opisthorchis viverrini, 2542 nucleotides long. RefSeq lists its product as hypothetical. The record is from RefSeq and is a predicted model, not a curated record. Bases 137 to 2542 code for a protein of 801 amino acids. Gene Ontology annotation, cellular component: cytoplasm. NCBI's taxonomy places the organism in Eukaryota, Metazoa, Platyhelminthes, Trematoda, Opisthorchiida, Opisthorchiidae. Gene Ontology annotation, molecular function: metal ion binding; glycerophospholipase activity. The transcript is spliced from 14 exons.
ACGAAUUCGAAAAUACUGCGGUUUCUCGCUCCCGAACUCGGGUCGUCUUGAGUGAUCAUUCUCUGCUAGACAUCAGGAGGCUGAACAUGUCUGAUGGAACACCGACAACGAUGAGCAACCAGUUAGCCCACCGGCUAUGGCGUCGUGUCUAACCAGAGAUGAGAUUCCGGUUGAAGCGGUUCGUUGGUUUUACGGUCAAGGAUCACAUUCACUUAAAUGGAAGCGAUUUAGAGGUGCUGAUUCCAUCAACCUUGAGAGGGCCUUUCGCGAACAGGACGGUGUAACCUCAGCAGAAUCUGGGUCUGCCCGAAAAAUCGUUGUCAGGGGUGAUUUAUUUGAAGCUGAUGUAUCCAAGAAGUUAUGUUCGCCAAUAUUCUGGCACGGCCAGCGGCGUUCUGCCGUCGGGACUAGGGGAGACUGGUGCACCACACCCAUAGAACGCGGCGUGUGGUUCAAUAAAAUAAACUGGAUCCCAUUAGACUUUGAUCUGGCUUCAGUUAUAGAGGAAGAACAUGUUUCCAAAGUUAUACCGAAACUUAGAAUGACAAAAGAUGAGAAAUCCGCAAAACAUAGACUGCACAAGUUUUCUCAUGGGAACUUCUCUGUAACGUGGAUGAACAACGGUGAUGUUUAUCUGAUAACCAGAUCGGCUGAACCAUUUCGUCACGUGAAAUUACAAGGUGACCUAAGUAGUGUACCGAUCAGUCGAGGUUAUCGCGAUUUCGCUGAUCCUAAAGAUUGUCGCCCACCAAUUACACACCUGUGUUUUGUCGUUCAUGGAAUCGGACAGCAGUUGGCUAGUGUGCGACAUGAAUGUUCCAAGUUGAGGAAAGUACUAAUGAAAGUGGCCCGAAAACGAUAUCCUGGUCUGGAGUCGAGUGGACAACGCCUGGAACUCAUUCCAGUGGACUGGCGAUCAGCUUUGAACCUGAACUGUGGCACACUGGAGAACAUCACAGUCGGUCAGAUGCGACCUUUGCGAAUGUACAUCAAUAAUUGUUUUAUUGACGUACUGUACUAUACCAGCCCAGUUUAUCGUGCGGAAAUAAUGAAGAGUUUGAGUUGGGAAUUAACUCGCUUGUUCAACACCUUCUUGCGUAAUAAUCCACACUUUUUGCAAAAAGGUGGACAAGUUUCUGUCUUCGCACAUUCGCUCGGCACCGUGAUCAUGCAUGACAUACUUCGCUACACGGAUCAGCAACUUGCUUUCGUCAGUCCGCCUGUGAGGCAAGAGCAAGCACCAACCACUGUUGCGCAAAAGAUCGCAAAUGAGAUUGACAAAGCACGAUCUGAACUAUUUAAUCUGGAACUGAAGAUGCUUCAACACAUGUCAAUGGACCCGCAGUCACCGGGUUCCGCAACAACAUCGCAAGAAACCUAUCUGUCCAGCUUUCGUAGGCCCGCUUCCUGGAAGCCUCUUCCACAGCUCGCCCAUCUAUUCUUGGUUGGGUCACCUCUGGGAUUAUUUAUUUCCUUAAACAGCGUGCCUGAACCGCCACCAACUACCCCCAACUCUGCUACAAGCUCGCCAUCAGUUCCGGUGCAAUCCAGUCCCAGACGCCGCAAGAGACACAACAGCAUAACCAGUCAAAGUUCUGGAAGUUCCGAAUGUCCGGAAUCUGGUGUCUUUGACUUCGGUCAACCGGAUCCAGAAGCGUUAAUCCCAUUUCACGCUUGUCGUCGGGUCUAUAACAUAUUUCAUUCGUACGAUCCCAUAGCAUACCGUCUUGAGCCAUUAUUGAUGCGACACUACUCCCGCAUCAGCCCCGUAGUACUGCCCACAGUUAGUCAAUUCUUUUCGAAAAAGACACGUAGACGGAUUGCCAGUAUGAACGCAGAAGGUUCUGAGUGCACUCUGUCAGCAAGUUCCACAUCGGGAUCUAUGUGUACGGAUUCCGUGCUGUUUGGUGAAGGCUCCUCGGACGGACAUGUAUUUUUCAAUGAAACUCCGCAAGACCUACCCGGACUGUCUGAUUCUAAUACCGAUAGUUCGGAUGACGACAGUACAUCAUUCACUGAGGAUUGUUUCUCUAACCGAGUAUACAAGCGACUCAGCGUGGUUGCGGACGCUCAGAUAUACAAACAACACAAGUCAAAAACAUUUAAGCUCUUCAGUCGUCUCGUCACGAGACGGUCGUCCAACGUGACCAGUUUGGGGCCUUUGCUUACACCGCAACGAAAGAAACUGGAAUGUGGUGAGAAGAGGCUGCUCUAUCGCGUAGACUACGAAUGGCAAAAAUCGUUUUCCCCCUGGGCCGUGCUCGGAGCGCAUUACAGCUAUUGGGAUAGUGAAGAACUCUUCAGUCGUCUCGUCACGAGACGGUCGUCCAACGUGACCAGUUUGGGGCCUUUGCUUACACCGCAACGAAAGAAACUGGAAUGUGGUGAGAAGAGGCUGCUCUAUCGCGUAGACUACGAAUGGCAAAAAUCGUUUUCCCCCUGGGCCGUGCUCGGAGCGCAUUACAGCUAUUGGGAUAGUGAAGAAGUGGCAUUCUUCAUGCUGUACCAAAUAUUUGGACCUCCGGAUACAUCAAACGAUUAA